GAGCAAGUCUUGUUUGAGCGAAGCAGCCAGCGGAGCAGCCAGCUGCCGCGUGGCGGGUGACGGUGGGAGCUUUUGAUGGCGACUUCUGUGGAUUACAGUGCCGCAGAUCAUGAAAGCCCCAGCUGCUACAACUUUUGGAGCCUGUUCGGCUGCGAAGAUGAGAAGCUCAAGCAGCUUCUCGACUCGCAGCUGUUGGCUUUCCUUCAAUGGGAGAAAUAAGAAUCAACAUGUAGCUGCUGUAACUAUCUUAACCCCAUGCACUCAGUGCUCUUCCAGAGCAGUGAGUGGCCAAGUCGGUCACCAAAUCGUGGUUGUUCGACUGAACUCUGCGGGGUGAAUCUGAUCUCAGGUUGAGAAUUGCCAGGAGGAGGGACAUGCUUCCCCCGUGGCGGGGUUUGCAGGUCGGAAGAUGCUGAGAGAGGUUCUCUCGUUCAAGAGGACGAUGGUUUUGCAGACGUUUUAAAGUUCUACCGUAGUUCUACCAUGUUUGACCUGGUUUUAUUCUGGUUUUGCCCACUUAAAAUGUUUUGGUUCACUUGGGAUCUCAGAUCGAAUGCAGGGAAAGGAGACGACUUGCCCAUUGCAGAUGUUCAUCCGCACUUUUAAGGGGGUCACGGGCCAGGUUGCAAAAAGCCUCCAACUGGGGCAUUUGAUCUUGGCAUGUUUCACACUUGAUCUCGGCACUUUUUGUCUUUGGCGCACUGCAAUCUUCGGCCAUCCAAUCUUGGUUCUUUCAGGUUUCUGGGCGGUGCAACAUUCAGGAUGGUUUUGUUCUACUUCCGAUAGACUCAAGAUGCUGUACAGAGCUAGGGCAAUGAUUAACAGUCUUUGCGAUGCUGCAAGCUGCAACCCAAAGCUCUGCUUUGCAUGGCUUCUCUGUCAGAACUCAUUCCAUCGCCCGAAUCCAUCGCCCGAAGCGCUCGGUCGACCAAUGAAUCCGAUUCGACCGUCGCAGACCCCGCCCGAAGGGCGACCACCAAACCUCAGCAUCAGCGACCACCCUAAGCAUCUGAACGGUUCGCUUCGAACUCCCAUGAAACACCCUCACCCAACCAGUCGGAACCUCCACCCAGUCGGAACCUCCCCAGUUGGAACCUCCAUCCCCCCCGCUCGUUUGACCAGUCUCGCGCAACCGGUUCCAACCGGGCCGGACCCGCAGUCUCUCAACGCGGAGCAGUUUUACGAGGCCAAUGAAAGCCCAAGAGAAUUCAAGGAGUCGAAGCCCUGGAAUGCCGGCUUGUGCUGCCGCCGCAAAGCACGUGGGGCAGCACUGCUGGAGGAACCCAGGUCCCAGAAGGAGCCCUGGAUUUGGGCACCCCAAGCUGACGAGAAUGAGAUCGACUUGGAGUGGAAGAUCGUGGAACACGAGUUGGACUAUGAGUCCCUCUGCCGACUUCGAGCCUUCCGCGAGGUGGUGGCGCAAGCUGGCCUCGACUUCCAUGUGGCUUGCCGGAAGGCGCCGCACUCCAAACGGCCUGGCACCUUACUGCGCUUCCUGAGAGCUCGAAACUGGAACCAAGAGCUCUCACUGAAGCUGCUUCAGGAGGCCCUCGACUGGCGUCGAGACUAUCAACUGGAGGAGAAGCUUGAGGCCUGGCGCGCGGAAUGGCAAGCCCAGCAAUCGCGCCGGGUGCAGCUUUGGAGGAAGUAUGGCUACAUCAAGCAGAUCGGCUUGGAUCAUGAUGGCCUGCCCAUCCAUCUGCACCGGCUCUCGCAGUGUGACGCUGGUGGCUUGGCGCGUGAGGCGGGCGAUGAGGCCUUCCUGCUCUACCACUUGAUGAUCUUGGAAGACUGCUUUGAGGCGGCGCAGGAGCGAAUGCUGAAGAGUGGGAAGUUGAUCACGAAUUUCGUGGACGUCUACGACCAAGGCGACUACGGCCUGGUGGAUGGCUAUUUGCGGCGUGGGUAUAAGGCUUGGGAGCCUUACAAGAUGAUGAUUCCCAUCCUGGACAAGGUCUACCCGGAACGGGUGCGAGUGGCCUUCAUCCUGAGGUGCCCUGCCGUCUUCGCCAUCUUCUGGCGCCUAGUCGAGCCCUUCGUGCCGCCGGCCACGGUGAAGAAGAUCCGCAUCAAGGGCUACUCGGCCAAGAGCUAUGUUGGAGAGAUGAAGGAACUCAUGGUGGAAUCUGUGAUCCCGCCAUUCUUAGGCAGCGAUGAUCGGGCCUUGCUGACCACCGCUGAGCCCUGGGGCGGCUGGGUGCCCAACGGAGGAUAGCCAUGCUUGGUCUGGGCCACUCGGCACAGUGUUCGGAAUCACGGAACUGGAAGGCACUUGCGGCGCGUGGCUCGGUUCCUGGGGCUGGAGGUCGAUGGGCUGAGCACUUGUGUCGCCGUUUCACUGCCGGGCGACACAAGGGUGAUGAAGAUGGAUACUUGAGGUGUAGGCAAGCUGAUUCCCUG
This is a messenger RNA of Durusdinium trenchii, 2400 nucleotides long. Lineage: Eukaryota; Dinophyceae; Suessiales; Symbiodiniaceae. The record is from the annotation of a GenBank genome assembly.